Melopsittacus undulatus (budgerigar) is the source of this 2759-nucleotide messenger RNA. RefSeq names its product centrosomal protein 63 (gene CEP63). The record is from RefSeq and is a predicted model, not a curated record. Gene Ontology annotation, cellular component: centriole. The coding region runs from base 220 to 2367 and encodes 715 amino acids. Gene Ontology annotation, biological process: centriole replication; de novo centriole assembly involved in multi-ciliated epithelial cell differentiation. Lineage: Eukaryota; Metazoa; Chordata; Aves; Psittaciformes; Psittaculidae. The transcript has 15 exons.
CCUUGAAUGACAAAUGUCCCUGUCAGUGGUAGGUCUCGGGCUGGCCCAUUUGGAAGUUCCCAAGUGCAUAGAGGAGGCAGGAGACCUGUCUGUCCCAGUGGAUUGUAUUUGACCAUUUACUGAAGUGCAGGAUGGAGAAGUAGCCUUGUUCCUACAUUGCCAUGGGUGACCGCUGCAGUUGUAUAUGUUCCUAGCUGCUAAAGCCACCAGGAUUUAGUGAUGGAGGCUUUGCUGGAAGGAAUGCAAAGAAAUGGGCAGGGGAGUGGUGGGUUCUUGACUUCCUGUGAGGCUGAGCUGCAGGAGCUGAUGAAGCAGAUUGACAUUAUGGUGGCUCACAAGAAAUCUGAAUGGGAAGGACAAACACAGGCUUUGGAAGCUUGCCUGAGUGUUCGGGAGCAGGAACUUUCCUCUGCCAAGGCGGCUCUGCAGGAAAAAUAUAAGGAGGUUGAUAUGCUGCGCCACCAGGUAGAAGACAUGGAAAAGGCCAGACUGGACAUGACUAGAGAAUAUGAACAACAGCUGAAGAAAUUUCAGGAGGAGUUGUCUAGGCUGAGGAGGAGCUAUGAGAAGCUGCAGAAGAAACAGCUAAGAGAAGCUAGAGGAGAAGCUAGCAAGGGACAAGGGGAGGACCAUUUUGAAAUAAGCCGACUGACCAGGAAGCUGGAGGAGUUUCGUCAAAAAUCACUUGACUGGGAGAAGCAGCGCUUGCUUUACCAGCAGCAGGUGGCAUCACUGGAAGCACAGAGGAAGGCUUUGGCUGAUCAGUCUGAGCUCAUUCAGGCUCAGCUUGCCAAUCGGAAGCAGAUUCUGGAGUCAGUGGAGCUGGCCAGUCGAUCGGAAAUCCAGCAUUUAACCAGCAAGCUAGAGAGGGCAAAUGAUGCUAUCUGUGCCAAUGAGUUGGAGGUGGAGAGGCUGAACAUGAGGGUGGAUGACCUGACCAAAAACAAUAGGAUGAUUCUGGAAGAUCAGCAACGAGUUCAAGAAGAGUUAAGGCAAUCCAAGAAAAUGUUGGAGGUGCUACAGGAUGAGAAGAUGGAACUUAGAGCCACCUUGCAGUCUCAAGAAGAUUUCAUUGACAGCUCCAAGCUGCACCAGGAACAGUUACAGAGUGAGCUGGCCAGGGCGACAGAAACUCUUUGCACAAAAGAACUCCUUAUCAGGGCCUUGGAAGAACGCUUGCAAGAGAAACAAUUGUCUUCUCCGGGGCUAGAGCUGGAGCAUAUACUACUGCAGCUGGAUAUUGCCCAGGAGAAGGAACAGCACUUGCAGUCAGAGGUGACUCAUCUUGAGAACAGCCUGGUGUCUUCAAAUGCAAGGUGUGUACAGCUGAGCGAAGAACUGGAUGAGAAUAUCAAAGAGCUGCAGUCAAUGAAAGAACACCAUACUGAGUCAAAGGCAGAGAUUAAAAAGCUGAAAGAGAAGCUCUCUCAAGCUGAGCAGACUCACAGCAGUGAGCUAGAAGGGAUGAAAAGGGAAAUCUCCAGGUUGACACAGGAGUUACACCAGCGAGACAUCACAAUUGCAUCUGCAAGUGGCUCCACAUCAGACCUAGAACAGCGGCUGAGAACAGAGAUUGAAAAAGCAGAGAGGAAAGCAGUGGAACACAGGGUAAUUCUGGUCCAGCUGGAAACCUUGAGGCUGGAAAACCGUCAUCUCUCAGAGAUGCUGAAAAAAGCAGAGUGCGGUAUACCAGAAGAAAGAGAUGUCACCCUCAGAACGCUCACUGAAGACUAUGCUGCUGAAAUAAAGAAGUUAAAAUCUGAGAACCAGCAGUUGCGGAAGGAUCUUGCAGAGGCCAGAGCAAAACCUGAGCUCCCUCGGCAGGUAUGCCACGAUGAACCUGAGGGCGCUGCUCAGCAGAUGCAAGGGGGAGAGUCUGAGGCCAAGGAUGUGCAGCAUAGGACAACUCAGGAAGCACAGCACAAACAUGAUGAACAAGCAGAGAGAACACAUCGCCAACCUGGUGGAUCUGUUCAGCAUCAUCAAGGGGAGCUCCAGAGAUGUGGGACUGAUGAAAUAAGAACUGUGACCCCUGAGAUGGGUGAAGUUCACACCCAGACCAGCAGGAAGAACUCCAUGGAGUCACAUUCUUUGGGCAUCUUGCCAGGAAUGGUUUCUUUGUUCCACGUGCUGGAUGGGGACAAAGAUUUUGCAGAUAAAGCAUCUCAGCAGUCCAUCUCAAAUCAUCAGAGAGAAUCUGUGCCCCUGUAUCCCCUGCCUACAGCUUCAGUUGGAUCGAUAGCUGCAAGAUACCUGGAAGAGGAAGAACUGAGAUCCCAGCACAUCUUGGAGUGCCUAAAUGCUCACGUUGAGGAACUGAAAAAGGAGAGUGAAAAGAUAGUAAGACAAUUUGGACACCAGGAAUAAUGCUUCGUACUGAAUUUGAAUGCUGGUAUACUUACAUAGUUCCAAACUGUGACUGGGGAGAUUACCUAUAAACCAGGUGCCAUUGGAGCUAGAGUGAGAGGCCGCAUCUCUCACUUUGAGCUGAAUCAGCAGGAUGGAUAUUGAGGAAAGGAAACUCCUUUCUAACGUGUUUCAUCUCAUGGACGGUACUGCCCCACAAAUGUUUUAGAUAGCUUGCUGUAGGUCAGAAAGCUGCAUCAGUUGUGUUUGUGCACUCACAAAGAGAUAGUGGUGUUUUUUUAGAAGCAAACUAUUUGCUAAUUUUAAUGUAAGGUAUUUUAAGUAUAUUUUAUACAUGUUAAAAGCAUUGAAAUAAAACAAAAUUAAAACUCCACCUCUUUUCUUGUUCAUGC